This is a messenger RNA of Acanthamoeba castellanii str. Neff, 1197 nucleotides long. RefSeq names its product adhesion regulating molecule region protein, putative. The transcript is spliced from 4 exons. Gene Ontology annotation, molecular function: endopeptidase activator activity; ubiquitin binding; proteasome binding. The coding region runs from base 1 to 1197 and encodes 398 amino acids. The record is from RefSeq and is a predicted model, not a curated record. Lineage: Eukaryota; Discosea; Longamoebia; Acanthamoebidae. Gene Ontology annotation, biological process: ubiquitin-dependent protein catabolic process. Gene Ontology annotation, cellular component: nucleus; proteasome regulatory particle, lid subcomplex; cytoplasm.
AUGAAAGUGCAAUCCAAUUUCAAAUAUCUGAGGAAUGUGGUGGGUACUCGCAUUUACACCCGCAUCCUCAAUCCUUGCAUGUUUGGCCCACAGAAACCUCUCGUAGAGUUCAAAGCGGGCAAGAUGCUGAUCAGGGGCAAAAUGGUGAUCCCUGACAAGCGAAAGGGCAAAAUCGAACUCGCCCAGAGCCCUGACGAUCAGCUCAUGCACUUCAGGUGGAAGGACAGAUCCACUGGCCAAGUAGAAACUGACCUGAUUAUCUUCCCCGAUGAGGCCGUGUUCAAGAAGGUGAAGCAGUGCACCACUGGCCGCGUCUUCCUUCUGGAGUGGAAGAGCACCGAACGGAGACUGUUCUUCUGGAUGCAAGAGCCAUCCGACGAGAAGGACGCCGAGCUGUGCGAGAAGGUCAACAAGGCCCUCAACAGUCCUCCCGCCGCUGAAGGAGGUGAGGCCGGCGCUGGUGGCGUGCCGGGUCUGGCGGGAAUGAGCCAGGAGCAGCUGUUGGCCAUGAUGGGCAUGGGUGGCCUCGGCGGUAUGGGCGGCGGCGGUGGUGCUCGCAGAGGAUCGGCUCGCGGUGCUGCCGCGGCCUCGGCUCCUCCCUCGGGCGCCCAGCCUGCUGCUGGCGGCGCGCGCUCGGCCGCCCCCACUCCCUCCACGCCCGCUCCGACCACAACUGCUCGGUCGACCGACGCCUCAAUCGGCGAGCAGCAGCUGCAGAACAUCCUCCGCGAGCUGGGUGCGGCACAGGGCGGCGGUGCCGGCGCCGCUGGUGGCCAGGCGCCCGAGGACGUCGACCUGAGUUCGGUCAUGACGUCGGAGGCCCUCCUCCCACUGCUCAGCAAUCCGGCCGUGGCCGAGCAGCUCCUGCCCUAUCUGCCCGAGGGCCAGCGGAACCCCGAGGAGCUACGGGAGCUGGUGCGUUCGCCGCAGUUCCACCAGGCGCUCCAGGCCUUCAACUCGGCCCUCCAGUCCGGCGCCCUGGCCGACGUGCUCCCGGCGCUCGGUCUGCCGGCCUCGGCCGCCGGUGGCGGCGUGCAGGACUUCCUUCGCGCCCUCCAGGAGCAAUCGCAGAGGCAGAGCGGCGGCCAGCAGCAACAGCAGGGAGGCUCACAAGGCGGCAACGAGCCCGCAGGCGGCGAGAAGAAGGACGACAAGGAUGGCAGCAGCGGCAAGGACGGUGACAUGGACACCUCCUGA